AUGGGCUCCAGUCCGCCCAACAACCAGUCGCUGUCGGGCCUGUCCACCUCCGAGAACCCCUCAUCGUCCGCGCGGGGCCCCCUCGCAGGAGGAAAGCAGAUCACCCGAAAUCGGGCGAGCUACAGCUGUCACACAUGUCGCCGCCGGAAGGUGCAUCCGAUUUGCAGUAAUUGCGCCAAGACCGGAGCCGAAUGUCUAUAUGAUAACUCGUCGCAAAAGCGGGAAGAUGAUCGAAGUGCGACCGGACGAAGUGGCCAGGGAGUGAAACGAAGGAGAGAGACGCAGCAAACGUGGGAGGAAGAUGUUAAUGAGUUACAAUCGAUAUAUGGACAUUUGGCGCAUGACGAAGCCGAGGCUGGUCAAAAACCCGACCCACGAACGAUUGAACAUCGAUUGGAGAAGUUGAUGUCAAUGGUGGAACGGUUGGGUGGUGCAAAAAGUUCCGUUGAAGCAAUCAAUAAGAGCUCUGCGACACCAAAUGCCGCAGUCGAAUCAGCUCUAUUGGAAGAUUUACGCCGGCCUAAUUCUCGUAACGGGAGAGGACCACUUUCACGGCCCUCGAGUCCACGUCGCAAUGCGACAGAGUCAAGUGGCGAUGAGUUUCCAAUUCCCUCGGGCCAAGAAGGCGAUCUUAUCGAUCCCAUUGGGAGCCUUAAUUUAGGCCACUUGAGCUUACAAGAUAAUGGAAGAUCGAGAUAUGUCGGAACAACAUACUGGGCCUACAUUUCUCAUGAGAUAAAUGAUCUUAAUCAAUUACUGAAAGACCAAAAUAGAGCCCCUAAUCAAUCCCCGUCCGAUACAACGAACGACGAUUCCAAUGACCGUAUGUCUACCGGUCCCAGAUCAAUCGACAGUCCAAUCCCAUCAACCCCAUCGAAGCCCCGGGGCGGGUCAUUCCAACACUCAGUCAUUUUCCCGACUGGCGAUUCCCCAUCUGGAACGGACAGGCUUGUAGAGCCAGAAAUGCUUGAGCAUGUCCCAACAAAACGACAAAGUCAAAUCCUUUACAAGGGAUUUAUGUCCGGUAUUCAUGCUAUCAGUCCAAUCAUCCACCCUCCUACCAUCUUAACUCACUAUAAAGAGUUUUGGCAUUGGUAUGACUACAGUAGUUACUCUGGAGAAUCGUGCCCAUGUCCAUCAUUCGUACCUCUACUCUAUGCAAUAUGGUACGGCGGUUCUGUAACCAUUUCGAUUCGCACAAUCAAGGCUGAAUUCGACGCAUCAUCUCGGUUUACGCUCUCCACACUUUACAGUGAAGAGGUGACUCGAUGGUUGACGAAGAUAUCCUUCCCUCGAAACCCAUCUUUACAAGGGCUUUCGGCCUAUCUUAUCGUUCAAACAAUCCUGUCGAAGGAAGAGGAACCCUUAACCAGCAGUCUAUUCGUCAGCCUCGCAAUGCGAGUAGCACAGACUAUGGGACUUCACAGAGAUCCCGCAAAAUUUGGGGUUGAACCAUCCGAGGCGGAAUAUCGACGCCGACUCUGGUGGCAUAUUAUGCAUAUGGAUGGUGUUGUCGCUAUGUCUAGCGGUCUUCCUCCGUUAGUCAGUGAUGAGAAUUACUGGGACGUGCGUGAAACGAGUGAAGUGAAAGACACAUUGCUUGGAUCUCCAGCAGCGGAGCGUUAUGAGCAAAUGGUCACAUCGAAACAGCGACUUCCAGAUAAUCCUGACGGUCCUUCUGUGUGCGGUGGACCGUCAAUGGUCAACGUCUUCUAUUUGACAGCACGGGGCAAGUAUAUCAUGGCGCGUGCCGUUCGUCGAAUCUUGCGCAUUCAAUUGGGCAUAAAACCAGUCACUAGAAGAGACAUGGAAGAGCUACGAACGAUUCUUCUUGACCUUCAAGUAAAGCUAAACUCCAUCAUCAAGCGAAUUCCUGAUGGCAACCCAGAGCAAACAUCUGGUGCAAUUAAUCGCGCAUCGUCCAUGUCCAAAUCGCCAAUGGAGGUACCACUCAAAGAAGGAGAGCUUCCAGAUGAAGGACAAGGUGGAUGCGCUGAACAAUACCAUUCCCCAGUUCUUGUUUCUUUCCACAAAUGGGCGAAGAUUAUUCUGUCGCUGUAUAUCGACAAAGCGUUCUGCGUUGCCUAUCAACCUUUCCUGAAAAAUGCUCGUAGUAAAAUUUGGCCCAAUGCCAGACAAAGUGCCCUUCGUCAUUGUCACGGAUUUAUGGAAAAGUUUAUCCAACUAGCCACAGAUCCAGAUUUCCAGCCAUUUCACUGGAGCUGGCCAGGAAAUCACCAACCUAUGCACGCGACAAUGAUUAUGCUUAUCGAUUUAUACGAGCGACCAUAUAGCCCCGAGGCAUCGAGAUCACGGGCUUUUAUAGACCGGGUUCUUGCUCUUUCCGGUCCAGACGGAGGUGUUGUAGGCGGCGAGGAUGGCAUCUCGCUCCAGCGACCACUCAAAGAUGGUGGCCGCGAAGCUUGGGAUAUGAUCCGUCGCUUACGCCAGAAAGCCUGGCAAAAAGCCGGUCUAAACCCACGAAUGCUUUGGACCGAGCAAGAUCAAAUUCAAGCAGGUAUUGCUUCACCAGCAGCAGAUCUAAAUGGUUCGAAGGCCUCAUUAGCAGGAUCUCCCUCCGUCUCAACAUCAAGCCAGCCUUCUAUCCCCGAUCGCCAGGUAAACGACUUCAACCGGAUGUUCUACACCAUGACACGCUCUCAGAUUAUACCUACCUCUACCACGCACACAGGAGCAAUCAAGCCUAGUCCACUACGACACGCACAGCAAUCCCCGGCACCAAGACCUCGCCCAACUGACCCUACAGAUGGUAAAUCUAAUUUCGCAUCUCCAUCUAUCAAUUCAUCAUCUCCAGAAGUAGUCUCUUCUCGAGACACACCACCUUCCGUCAAUUCCUCCACCUCCGCCUCCGCAUCUCGAUCACGAGCACAACACCCUCGCCAGCCAAUACCCAGCACAACCAAUUCUCCACAGAUGCCAUUUAUGGAUUCUAUAGCACCAGAUUUAGCACCAAUGGGAUUUCCCACCCCACCUUCAAUGGUCGAUCCGAAUCUCAAUUUCGACUGGGAUCAAUGGGAUGCUGUAUUUGGACAACAUUUACCAGUUUCCGACGAGCUUAUGGAAUUGGAUUCUGGAUCUGGAUUGGAAUUUACAAAUUUUGGAGUCCCAACUUUCAAUCUUGGUAAUGACCUCGACGCCACUGGGAUGUCUACUGGGGACUUUCUGUCGGGCUGGGCGGAGAACCCAUCCACGAAUGAGAAUUCAACUAAUGAGUGGAAUGGACAUCGUUGA
Penicillium angulare is the source of this 3252-nucleotide messenger RNA. RefSeq names its product putative C6 transcription factor. The record is from RefSeq and is a predicted model, not a curated record. Bases 1 to 3252 code for a protein of 1083 amino acids. Gene Ontology annotation, biological process: DNA-templated transcription; regulation of DNA-templated transcription. Gene Ontology annotation, molecular function: zinc ion binding; DNA-binding transcription factor activity, RNA polymerase II-specific; DNA binding. The transcript is spliced from 8 exons. NCBI's taxonomy places the organism in Eukaryota, Fungi, Ascomycota, Eurotiomycetes, Eurotiales, Aspergillaceae.